This is a messenger RNA of Ochotona princeps (American pika), 1171 nucleotides long. RefSeq names its product RING1 and YY1 binding protein (gene RYBP). Lineage: Eukaryota; Metazoa; Chordata; Mammalia; Lagomorpha; Ochotonidae. The record is from RefSeq and is a predicted model, not a curated record. Gene Ontology annotation, molecular function: DNA binding; transcription coregulator activity. Bases 206 to 892 code for a protein of 228 amino acids. The transcript is spliced from 5 exons. Gene Ontology annotation, biological process: positive regulation of DNA-templated transcription. Gene Ontology annotation, cellular component: nucleus.
CGUCCGGAGACUGGCGGCGGCGCGGCGGCGGCGGCGGCAACGGCGGCGGCGGCCGGAGGAGCUUGAGCCUCAGCGGCUUGAGGCGGGCGGGCGGGCGGGCGCGGGGGAGCCGCGGGGGCCGUUCCGCGACGACUCCCCGGACGGCGUUUCUCCUCCGAGCGACGCGGCUUCUCGUCUGUGGGGGGGGCGGGGGUCCAGUCCAUCCAUGACCAUGGGCGACAAGAAGAGCCCGACCAGGCCCAAAAGGCAAGCGAAACCUGCCGCGGACGAAGGCUUUUGGGAUUGUAGCGUCUGCACCUUCCGAAACAGCGCGGAAGCCUUCAAAUGCAGCAUCUGCGACGUGAGGAAAGGCACCUCCACCAGGAAACCUCGCAUCAAUUCUCAGCUGGUGGCACAGCAAGUGGCUCAGCAGUAUGCCACCCCACCACCCCCUAAAAAGGAGAAGAAGGAGAAGGUGGAAAAGCCGGACAAAGAGAAAGCUGAGAAGGACAAGGAGAUUAGUCCUAGUGUCACCAAGAAAAACACCAACAAGAAAACCAAACCAAAGUCUGACAUUCUGAAAGACCCUCCUAGUGAAGCUAACAGUAUACAGUCUGCAAAUGCUACGACAAAGACCAGUGAAACGAAUCACACCUCAAGGCCCCGGCUGAAAAAUGUGGACAGGAGCACGGCACAGCAGUUGGCAGUGACUGUGGGCAAUGUCACCGUCAUUAUCACAGACUUUAAGGAAAAGACUCGCUCCUCCUCAACAUCCUCCUCCACAGUGACCUCCAGUGCAGGGUCCGAGCAGCAGAACCAGAGCAGCUCGGGCUCCGAGAGCACAGACAAGGGCUCCUCCCGCUCCUCCACGCCCAAGGGCGACAUGUCGGCAGUGAACGACGAAUCUUUCUGAAGUUGCACAUGGGGUUGUGAAAACUCUGAAUCAGGGUAUGAAAUUCCAGUGCUCCACCUGCCCAUGCCGCGUGCACCUGGAGCAUCUUCUGCGGACACCGACCUCUUAGUGAUGCUGCCAUGGGCAUCUGGCCACCGCGGGAUUUCACACCCUGGCGAUUACUCUUGACACUUUUAUGUAUUCCAUUGUUUUAUAUGAUUUUCCUAACAAUCAUUUAUAAUUGGAUGUGCUCCUGAAUCUACUUUUUAUAUAAAAAAAAAAAUCUGCUGUGCACAAAUU